AGACGGCAAAAUAUGAUACGAAAGCACUGAGUUGCCAUCAAUACCGCUCCCUUUGUUGGAGCCUAGCUAGCGUCUGACCCAAGGAAUGGACGCGCCGGCGCAUGUUCUCGUGUUCCCGUGGCCGCUGCAGGGCCACAUCAACUGCAUGCUCCAUCUCACCGCCGCCCUCCUCGACGCCGGCUUCCGCGUCACCUUCCUCCACACCGAGCACAACCUCAGCCGCCUUGCCCGAGCGGCGCUGCCGCCGGGCCUCCGCCUGCUGUCCGUUCCUGACGGCCUCCCGGACGACCACCCCCGCUCGGUGCGCAGCCUCAAGGAGCUCACGGAGUCCAUGUUCACGACGGGCAGCGCUGCGUACCGCGCCCUGCUACUGUCGCUUCGAUCCGAUUCCGAUGCACCGCCGUUGACUUGCGUUAUCGCCGACGGCAUCAUGCCGUUCGCAGUCGACAUCGCGGAGGAGCUCGGCGUCCCGGCCCUCGCCUUCCGCACGGCCAGCGCGUGCAGCUACUUGGCGUACCUGUCCGUGCCAACGCUCGUGGAGCUCGGCGAGGUCCCCUUCCCUGCAGACGACCCGGUGCGCGGCGUCCCAGGGAUGGAGGGCUUCCUACGGCGGCGAGACCUUCCACGUGGAGUCGGCCGCAGCGAGGACGGCGCCUUCGACCCCAUGCUGCUGGCGAUCGCCGAGGGCAUCGCUCACGCCGGCAAGGCGCGGGCACUCAUACUAAACACCGCCGCGUCUAUGGAGGGUCCAGCGCUCGCGCGCAUCGCGCCGCACAUGCGCGACCUCUUCGCCAUAGGCCCUCUGCAUGCAGAGCAUGACGCAGCCGCUAGCCUGUGGAGCGAGGACGAUAGCUGCAUGGCGUGGCUCGACGGCCACGGGGACCGCUCCGUUGUGUACGUGAGCCUAGGAAGCCUCGCCGUGAUCUCGCACGAGCAGUUCACCGAGUUCCUGGCCGGCCUCGUCGCCACCGGCUACGCCUUCCUCUGGGUGCUCCGGCCGGACAUGGUGAAGACCACAGGCUCCGUGCUCCGAGAAGCCGUCAAGGAGGCGGGCAGCAAGGCGCGUGUGGUGGAGUGGGCACCGCAGAGGGGCGUGCUGCGGCACCGCGCGGUGGGGUGCUUCCUGACGCAUGGUGGGUGGAACUCGACGCUGGAGGCCGCGGCCGAGGGCGUGCCGAUGGUGUGCUGGCCAUUCUUCGCCGACCAGCAGAUAAACAGCCGCUUCGUAGGCGCGGUGUGGAGGACGGGUUUGGACAUGAAGGACCUUUGCAACAGGGCCAUCGUACAGGGGAAGGUGAGGGAAGCCAUGGAGUCCGGCGAGCUCAGAGGUAGGGCCCAUGCAAUGGCGCAGCAGUUGAAGCUAGACGUUGCGGUGGGGGGUUCGUCGUCAUCCGACCUGGAGCGGCUCGUCGGCUUCAUCAGGGAGCUCAGAGCCCGUGAGCCUAUGUCCUAUGAUGAUGUAUCUCAGUAGUAUAAUUUUUUUUUGUUUGAGAAACAGUAGUAUAGUUAUUAGUUCUAAGUAUGCAUCAGUCACGUCACUUUUUCUCCAUCAUCAUGACAACUUUUUCCUCAUAUUCCUGAAACUUCUCUCCUCUAUUCCCUAUCAGAGUGCACACAAUAAUACUUCACCUUCCCAUGCAUUUUUCACAUGAUUUCAGAGUUUGAAUCUAAUUUAUCUUUUGAACCAAUAGUCUAAUUUAUGAUAUGUUUGCAUCUUUGUGUUUCAUGCAAUGAGGACUUCGA
Molecule: messenger RNA, 1743 nt
Organism: Aegilops tauschii subsp. strangulata
Lineage: Eukaryota; Viridiplantae; Streptophyta; Magnoliopsida; Poales; Poaceae
Product: 7-deoxyloganetic acid glucosyl transferase-like
Molecular function (GO): quercetin 7-O-glucosyltransferase activity; quercetin 3-O-glucosyltransferase activity
Source: RefSeq, a predicted model, not a curated record